AUGGUCGGGUCUCUCUUCCAGCUCCCCGAUGAGCUGGUCUUGGAGGCGCUCAAUCAUUCAUUUCCCUGUCGAGAAGCACAGAUUCGAUUUCUUGCAACACUUGUUUAUCCCGGCGCUGCAGCAUGUCGAAACGUGGUCAUCUACGGCACCGAAGCCACAGGGAAGAGUACCAUCACGACGGCCCUACUGGCGAAACUCUCAAAUCAGACCGGGGAUGAUGGGUUUCGUCUCAAACAUGCCGUGGUCAACUCGGCAGAAUUCAUCACAGCCCGCCAUCUUUAUGAGACCGUUGUUGGCAGAGUUGCCGAUGCCUUAGAAUGGAAUGCUGCCCCUCCGAGGUGCGAGACUGUAUCGCAGUUGACAGUCGAGCUGUCCAAAAUGCUCAAGUACACUCCUCGCCCCGACGGCUUCCGCUUCGUGCUCGUCUUUGACGGCAUCGACCGCCAGCGAGACGCCCCUCAUACUCUGCUUCCUGCUUUGGCAAGGUUGUCUGAGAUCAUCCCUUGCCUAGCGACAGUCUUCAUCGUCACCUCCCCGCCACCCAACUUCCUUCUCACCUCUUCCGUCCCACACCUUCACUUCCCGACCUACACCAAAACCGACUUCAUUGCCAUCCUCUCUGCGACCCCUCCCGCGGCGCUCCCUAAUACCACCACCCAAGAAACCGCCGACCUCUGGGCACGCUUCACUGCCGCCGUCCACGACGCGCUCGCCCGCGCCGCCUCUCGCACGCUACCCUCCUUCCGCCACGCCUGCGCCGCCCUCUGGCCCCGCUUCACGGCACCCAUCCACGCGCGCACCCACUCGGCGCGUGAGUUCUCCAAGCUUCUCGUCGCGGCGCGCGUGCAUUUCCAAGACGAGCGUCUUCUCGACCCGGGCGUCCUAGCCCUCCCCCCUACCAACACCACCACAACCACAUCCACAACCGCCCAAAAACAACACGACGCUCCCAAACCACCCCCCACCACCAAAACCAUCACCACCAACCCCAACCCCCCGACCGACGGCGCGGCACUGGACCUCACUCCUGCCCACCACCGCGCGCCUGCUCCUCCUCGCCGCCUACCUCGCCUCGAAAACGCGGACCCGGCACGAUCUGACCCUUCUUCUCCACGCACCACCCACGGGCCGCAAACGACGCCGUGGAAGAUCUAG
Molecule: messenger RNA, 1155 nt
Organism: Chaetomium globosum CBS 148.51
Lineage: Eukaryota; Fungi; Ascomycota; Sordariomycetes; Sordariales; Chaetomiaceae
Exons: 5
Coding region: 1-1155 (384 amino acids)
Biological process (GO): DNA replication initiation; DNA replication
Cellular component (GO): nucleus; nuclear origin of replication recognition complex
Molecular function (GO): DNA replication origin binding
Source: RefSeq, a predicted model, not a curated record